AUGGCCUUUCUGGAGAGCCUGAGUGGCUUCCCUCGAGAACUAUUAAUAGUAUGUGGAUCAGUGUUGCUGAUCACGUAUCUGCUUGGGCUCUCUGCGUGGCGCUUGUACCUUUGCCCUCAGGCUGAGAUACCAGGACCGACUCUUGCAAAGCUCACAUAUUGGUACGAAUUCUACUACGAUGUUGUACUCGGCGGUCAAUAUAUCUGGAAAGUUCGCUCCAUGCACGAGAAGUACGGCCCGAUCGUGCGCAUCAACCCAGAAGAAGUGCACAUCCAGGAUCCCGAAUACUAUGAUCAGGUGUACACUGGUCCGACGCAUAAAAGGAAUAAAUGGACCUUUUUCACGAACCAAAGUGGAUUGCCUCAGUCUGCGUUUGGAACUCCAGACCACAAUCUUCACCGCAUGCGUCGAGGUGCGAUGAACCCUUACUUCUCAAAGGCAAAAGUGCGGGUACUCCAAUCGCGCAUUGAGUCCAGUCUGAACAAUCUGCUGGUCAGAUUUCAAGAGUUUCAAGAGUCCGGGAAGCCUAUGACGGUCUCGUUGGCUUACGCAGCUCUCACGAAUGAUAUUGUCAUGGAAUAUGCUUUCGCACGCAGUGAUAAUCGCCUGCUGGCACCCGAUUUUGACCCGAGCUUCAAAGAAGCAGGCGAAGCAGGGGCUAAGUUGGGUCAUUUUGUGAAACAAAUGCCUUGGGUGUUGACCCUGAUGAAGGUGAUGCCCGACUCGGUGCAGAUUGCUUUGAACCCAGUGAUGGCGAGUUACAUCAAGCUCAAUCAGGACAUCAUCAAGCAUGUCUCCGAGAUCUACUCACAUCGUGACAAUCCUGACACUAAGUAUCAAUCGCAGACAACAAUAUUCCAUGCCAUACUGCAGGGUGAUUUACCAGAAAGAGAAAAGUCCCCUGAUCGCUUGUGGCAAGAUGGACAAGUGGUCGUUAUCGCUGGCACAUUGACCACCGCAGCCGCCCUUUCGGAGAUCACUUUCCAUCUUUUGAGACAACCAGAGGAAUUACGGACUCUCAAAGAAGAACUUGUGAACGCCAUACCAGAGCCCACGACUCUCCCAGAUGUGGCCAAGCUAGAGCAACUUCCCUACCUCACAGCGACCAUCAAAGAAGGUCUUCGGUUGAGCAGUGGCAUCAGCACCCGUUUGCAGCGCAUUGCCACAGAUGAAACGCUCAUUUAUACGGUUAGAAAAGAGGCAGAUGACAAGAACAGUACCGUUGAAAAGCAAUAUGUUCUUCGUCCCGGUAUACCGCUGUCGAUGACUGGCCUGCUAAUUCACCAUUCGCCAACUUAUUUCGAAGAUCCCAUGGAAUUUCGACCACAGCGUUGGAUCAGCAAUCCUAGUCUCGAUGAUUUUCUGGUGCCGUUCUCUCGUGGCACGCGAGCAUGUGUAGGCAUGAAUUUGGCAUAUGCAGAGCUCUAUCUCGCGGUGGCCGCUGUCUUCAGUCGGUACGGAAGCAGCGAGAUUCAUUUUGAAAAGGACCAUGGGUAUCUAGAGUUGUAUGACACGAGUUACAAGGACAUUGAAAUCAUCGGUGACGGAGUGACCCCAUUGUAUCGACCAGAGAGUAAUGGUGUUAGAGUUGUGGUCCGUGCUGCAUGA
Exophiala oligosperma is the source of this 1608-nucleotide messenger RNA. RefSeq lists its product as uncharacterized. The transcript has 4 exons. Gene Ontology annotation, molecular function: monooxygenase activity; heme binding; iron ion binding. NCBI's taxonomy places the organism in Eukaryota, Fungi, Ascomycota, Eurotiomycetes, Chaetothyriales, Herpotrichiellaceae. The record is from RefSeq and is a predicted model, not a curated record. Bases 1 to 1608 code for a protein of 535 amino acids.